AGAGGGGCAGGCUUUAGGGUUGCCGGGAAGUGGCCGGCGGCCAACUUCCGGUUCCGACUGCUGAGGCACGAGGAUCCGGUGUUCAGAUCUACCGGGAAAAUGCGGCCUUUAACUGAAGAGGAGACCCGAGUGAUGUUUGAGAAAAUCGCAAAAUACAUCGGGGAGAACCUUCAGCUGCUGGUUGACAGGCCCGACGGCACCUACUGUUUUAGGCUGCACAACGACCGGGUGUACUACGUGAGCGAGAAGAUGCUGAAGCUGGCGGCCAAUAUCGCCGGGGACAAGCUGGUGUCGCUGGGCACCUGCUUCGGCAAAUUCACCAAGACGCACAAGUUCCGGCUGCACGUAACGGCUCUGGAUUACCUGGCGCCUUAUGCCAAGUAUAAAGUGUGGAUAAAGCCUGGGGCCGAGCAGUCUUUCCUGUAUGGAAACCACGUAUUGAAAUCCGGUCUGGGCCGCAUCACCGAGAACACUGCUCAGUACCAGGGCGUGGUGGUGUACUCCAUGGCCGACGUCCCCCUGGGUUUUGGGGUAGCAGCAAAGUCUACACAAGACUGCAGGAAGGUAGACCCUAUGGCGAUUGUGGUAUUUCAUCAAGCAGACAUUGGGGAAUACAUACGGCAUGAAGAGACCCUGACUUAAAGUGAAGGCGUCACAAGGACUUAAUAGCACAGCGCUGUGGAAGGGCCUAGCUUUGUUUCCUGUGCAGAUGCCUCUUUAUGUGGAAUUUUGUCACCACUGUGACCUCUACAAAGGACUUCUUAGUUUAAUAUUAUGUCUCUAACAAGUGGAGGCUGGAUUCUUACUGUACAGAAAUGCCUCAGAAGUGGAAUUUUAGAUCUUUGUAUUUUUGACUAAGUAGAAUACUCUUAUUGUGUAUUUUUUAUAUUUGAAUCAGAGGGCUUCUUGUUCUGAAUGAUAGAUUCUAAAUCAUUGGAACCAAGGACAAGAAGAGCUUAUCAUUGUUAUCUGUGAUAACAUUUUGUUUUCCAGACUCAUAAGAGCACAAUGGACUUCCAUUUUUAUGACUAUCAUGAAAGAUAUUAGAAUAUAAGAAUAAUAGCCUACACCAGGUGUGGUGGUGUACACCUGUAGUCCCAGGACUCGGGAGGCUGAGGCAGGAAGAUGAGUUCAAGGCCAGCUGGGACUGCAUAGUGAGACCCUGUCUCAGAAAAAUAAAAAGAAUACUAUCUAAUGUCUUCGGUUUUACAAGUGAAAUUUGGCUCAAGUAGUAAGUGUAAGUUUUUGUUGUUACAUUUUAGAAUGAUAAUGUCCAUCAUAGGAAAUUUCUGUCUGUACCUGCUACCGCUUGCUGCCUUUUCCCCAUUUCCCUCCCCUCCCCUCCCUUCAGCCCCCGUCCACUGCUUAUUUACAAAAGCUUGGUUUCCAUUCUUUUCCCUUCUAGUCUUUCUCACCCUUCUUCCCCUUUCCCCAUCCCUUGUUCCUUUUCUCAUUUGAACUUUUUUUUGCGUUUCUCAGUAUCUGUUAUACAUUUUGAUUCUUAUAGUAAGUGUAAUUCAUUCUGCUGUUUUUCCAUACAGUAAGUGUUGCAUAUGUGGAAGAAAAACUUCUAUUUAAACCCCAGAUCUUCUGCCUCCCAGCUUUUUGGCUUUGGAGGGAGUCAUUCAACUUUAAUGUGUUGUUUUCUUUUUAUUUUCCUUUUCCUUUUUCUGUUGGUACCAGGAAUCAAACUCACAUCCUUGUGCCUGCCAAGCAGGCAUUUGUGCUGCUAAGCUAUCUCCCCGGCCCUCUUUUCUUCUUUUAUAAAAAAAAUAGCCUUAAACCAUCAGUCUAGGGGCUGGGGAUUUAGCUCAGCAGCAUAAGCGCCUGCCUUGCAAGCAGGGAGUCAUGAGUUCAAUCCCUGGUACCGAUAAAAAGGAAAAAGACAAAAAAAACGUGGCUUUUACGAUCAGAAAUCAUGAUUGUAAAACAUUUACAAUGCCUGGAAAAUGGUAGGUGCUGAAUAAAUGGUAAGAGUUAUUUUUGUAUUACAGUAUUUCUGUUACUAAACAUAGUAUCUUCAUGUAAUGUGAUUAUGUUGUUUCUUUUUUUUUUUUUUUUUUUUUUUUUUUUUGUCUUUUUCAUUUUUAUCAGUACCAAGGAUCAAACUCACGACCACCUGCUUGCAGGGCAGGCGCUUAUGCCGCUGAAUUAAAUCCCCAGCCCCGAUUAUGUUGUUUCUUUACAUGAUGGGAUACUCCCAGGCUGAAAUGUUCUUUUCAUUUUAAUUUCAUAAAAUACAGGGCUGGGGAUUUAGCUCAGCAGCAUAAACACCUGCCUUGCAAUCAGGCGGUCGUGAGUUCAAUUCCCGGUACUGAUAAAAAUGAAAAAGACAAAAAAAAAAAAAAAAAAAAAGAAUUUCAUAAAAUACAAUUUCCCUUAGAACCCCCUCUUGCAUGACUAGACUGAACCAAAAGCACUAGAUACCAUGAAAUUAUAAUUUAGCUCCUUCAUCCUUCCCAUACUUCCCAAAAUUAUUUUUAGAAUUAAUAAAACAUUUUAACAUGGAUUUUAUUGGUACUUUUUAGAUACAUAUAACAAUCAUAAUAAAAUGUCUUUGUUACUUUAGGGGCAGCACCAGGAAUUGAACUUGGGAUCUCACAGUUACCAGGAAGGCACUGUGCCACUGAGGUACAUCCCUGGCCCAACUUUUUUGUUAUGUUUUGUUUUGGUGCCAGGGAUUGAACUCAUGACCUCGAGUUUGCCAGGCAGGCACAUAAGUUGCUGAGCUACCUGGCCCCUAAGCCCAACAUUUUAAAACGUUUUACACCCCAAAAUUUUUCAGACUGCUUGUGUUGUGAAACAACAAUUUCUUUCUUUUUUUUUAAAUCUGUCCUGGGGAUCGAACUCACGACCGUGUGCUUGCAAAGCAAGCACUUAUACUGCUGAGCUGAAUCUCUAGCCAAAGAACUUCUUGAUAUACUGUAUGUUAUUUUUAAUUCAAAUGUUUAUAUCCUUAAAAAUAAACAUUUUAAACUACAAAAA
Messenger RNA from Cavia porcellus (domestic guinea pig), 2985 nucleotides. It is a transcript of the gene Nip7, whose product is annotated as nucleolar pre-rRNA processing protein NIP7. Lineage: Eukaryota; Metazoa; Chordata; Mammalia; Rodentia; Caviidae. Gene Ontology annotation, molecular function: RNA binding. Gene Ontology annotation, cellular component: nucleolus; nucleus; preribosome, large subunit precursor. The coding region runs from base 100 to 642 and encodes 180 amino acids. The record is from RefSeq and is a predicted model, not a curated record. Gene Ontology annotation, biological process: ribosomal large subunit biogenesis; ribosome assembly. The transcript is spliced from 5 exons.